AUGCUGUCGAUUUCGUCUGACUGUGUUGAUGGUAAGGGAAGACUAUUCCUUUCAUUUUGGAGUUCUGAAUAUCUGUAAGAGUGAAUGAUGAGUGAAUUCUGAAUGGAUGGUGAACUGAGAAAUAUUUAACAGUAUGGCUCUGGUUCUGGUACUUCUGGGCCUUGUUGGUCGAGUUUUUGCUGCAAAGGAAAUAGAUCAGAUGUCCAGAAAUGUAGACUUCCCCAUACAUCCUGUAGAAAGGUGUCCAAUGAAUGCCCAAGAAUGGGAUUCUGCCUCACAGAGAUUGCACUGCAAUGAUACCUAUGGAUAUAAUUGUCUCCCAGAAGAAACUUUAUCAUUCUUUGUAGAAUUUUGUUAUCCACUGGGAAAUUGGAUUCUUAUUCCAAAAGGAAAUUGUCCUCGACUUUCUUCUAAUAGAUUGAAACAUUACACUUGCCAUGAUUUUAAAUGUGGGUGUCCUGAACAAGACUAUUACAACAAUGAAAUUUACAAAUAUCCAGCUUGCCUAAAAAUAUUUAAAGACUGCUUCACAUCAGAUAGUAGCUGCAUGCAUAUGAAAGAUGGCAAUGCAAACUCGGAGCAAAGAUUGAUAACAACAUCAGAUACAGAGAAGAGAAAAGAUGAGGAGUGUAACUGUACCGUUUAUAUUGGAGUUAUUAUUGCUACAGUUGUACUGUUAUUGGCCUCAGUGGUAGUCAAUAUUUGGUAUUGCUAUAACCAUCAACUGCAAAGAUGUAUUCCAAAUAGCACAUACACAAAAGUACAGACAGAUGAAGUUGCUAUGGUAGAAGUGGGAGAGAAUAAAAAUAUCCCCUUACAUAGAGUUACAGAUUGUCCUUUUGUAGAUGACAUUGACAAAUAUAUCUUAGUCGACUACACAAUUGAGAAUGCAGAAAUAUUUAAACUCUUGAAGAUUCAAUGUCUGAAUGGCGUACAUAUUGGGUUCCAUUAUGUUAACAAAUCAAGAGUUACACAACUUAACAAAAAUGCUAUUUUCCAUCAACGUGACGAAAACGGUUGUACUUUACUUCAUUAUGCUGCCCAAGGUGGAUCGAUAACAAUAUUCAAAGAAAUUCUGAAGACUGACCCAGAGAUAAACAUCGGAAUUAAAUGUUUUCGUGGUCAAACUGCUUUGCAUUUCGCGGUAAGAUACAAACAAAAUAAGAUGAGUGAAUACCUCAUCACAGAGCAUAGAGAGUGUUUUAUGUCAGGAGACAAAGAUUUGCUCAGUGUGUCAAGAAUUGCAGAAAGGGAUGAAACUGCUAUCAUUCCCAACGUGAUUGGCCAAUUUGAACCAUUCCACUGGAUAGCAUGGAAUGGAGAUACAUGGCUGCAUCAUUUAUGGAAAGAAGCACAUUUUACUGUGACAGGUUUAACGAAAAACGGUUUAAAUAUUUUAGAUAUUGCCUGUAUGAAUAAUCAGUAUGAGUUUUGUAGGCACAUAAUAGAUAAUGAGAAAGAAAUCAACAUUGAAAAAGUGGACGCCAGUGGGUGGAAUAUUGCCCAUUACGCAACAAUGUGGAAUAAUGUAAAAUUACUGGAGCUUUUGGCUGAAAAAACAGAAAGCCAAAUGAUUUUGGCUGUGACAAAAUUAGAUAAAACAACUCUGCAUAUUGCAUGUGAACUUGGGCAUUUUGAGGUAGCCAAACAUUUAGCAAAAGAAUACAAGGAUCUUCUGUGGUGCACGGAUAACCUCGGGUGGAAUGCUUUACACUUUGCUGUCAAGGGUGGAAAUAAGCAAAUUUUUGAAUUAUUAUUAAAGAAGGGUUUAAAAAUAGAUUCUCUGACAAAGGACAAAAAGACACUCCUACACAUUGCGAGUAUCUAUAAACAAAUAGAGAUAUGCAAGUAUGUAGCCAAAACUUUCUCAGAACAUCACAAAGAACUUAUGAAUCAGAAGACGACAAACCAAGGCUGGUCAGCUGCUCACUAUGUUGGUGUUGAGAAAAGGGAUUUACGGAAACAAAAGGAAGUCAUUGAUAUUUUACGUCAAUAUGGAAUGAAUCUAAAAGAGAGAACCAGUCAAGGAGUUUCUGUUCUUGAUGUUGCGAUUGUUUACCUUGACAAAGAACUAAUAAAACUCAUCUUAUCUCGAGAAUACAGAGAAAUUCUGGAUAUGAAUAAAGAAGUCAUUCUAAAAGGCAAGACACAUACUGAUGAUAAACUGAUUUUAAAGAUUCUGGAUGAUGCUGCAGAGAAAAUUGAAGCCGAAUGUCGAUAAAAUCUUUUUUUUUCCAGGCCUGUGAAUACUCUGUAUACAUUUUCUAGAUCUGAACAUUACCUGAUGUCAAAAUUUUUCAGCGACAAUUAUCUUUUUGAACUGGACAAUAGUUUAGAAUGAAAAAAAAAUUCGACGAAUCUUUUUCAGGGAUUGCCUUAUUUCGUACAGACAAUUAAAAAUGAGAAUUUCUAUCUAAAAAUUAGGAAUGCAUAAAUGAAUUGCAUCUAAUGUAUCUACAAUUUUGCCAUUUAUAAGGUGCGUUGCACUCAUUGCAUUCAUUCAUCUAAGCCUAUUCUUAAUAAACAUCAUGGGCAGAGAACCUAACAAAUUUUAUUCCAUUUAAAAUAGUGCAAUACUUUGCUGAGAUAAAUACUUGGCUUAGCCAGUGAUCUUCAGCUGUUUAUUGUUUCAUGUCUUCAUCGUCGUUCUUUAUUUUUUACUUAUAUGAUGUUUUUAAUAACUACAUUUGUAGUGCUGUUUUAAGAUUUAUUAUUCUUAAUUAUAUUGUUAAUGAAAUACU
Molecule: messenger RNA, 2741 nt
Organism: Saccostrea echinata
Lineage: Eukaryota; Metazoa; Mollusca; Bivalvia; Ostreida; Ostreidae
Product: ankyrin-3-like
Exons: 9
Coding region: 134-2221 (695 amino acids)
Molecular function (GO): protein binding
Source: RefSeq, a predicted model, not a curated record